Polistes dominula (European paper wasp) is the source of this 1140-nucleotide messenger RNA. RefSeq names its product odorant receptor Or1. Gene Ontology annotation, molecular function: odorant binding; olfactory receptor activity. Gene Ontology annotation, biological process: detection of chemical stimulus involved in sensory perception of smell; sensory perception of smell. Lineage: Eukaryota; Metazoa; Arthropoda; Insecta; Hymenoptera; Vespidae. Gene Ontology annotation, cellular component: plasma membrane. The record is from RefSeq and is a predicted model, not a curated record.
AUGCGUAUUUUAACAUUGGCAUUUAAAAUUUUAAUAUUUUGUGGUAUAUGGAAACCAAUAGCAUGGGAAAAAAGUACAAGUAAAAAUAUCAUUUACGGUAUUUAUACAUUUCUCGUGAUAUUUUUUGUUUAUUCAUUUUUAUGUUCACAAAUGAUUGACAUGAUGAACGUUGAUAAUAUGAAUGAUUUUACCGAAAGUUCUCAUAUGUUAUUGACGAUGGUUAUCGGUUUUUGUAAAGCAGUUAAUGUAUUGAUGGCACGUGAUAAAAUUGUUAAAUUGAUUGACAUAUUAACCGAUGGUACAUGCAUAUCUUUAGAUAUGGAAGAAUUCAAAAUUCAAAAGCAAUAUGAUAGAACUAUUCAGACUAAUACUCUUUAUUAUGCUAUCAUGAUUGAAACAUCAGUAUUAUCGAGCAUAUUAAAUUCUUUAUUAACCGAUUUGCAAUCAAAAACAUUGCCAUUCAGAUCUUGGAUACCUUAUGAUUAUUGUUCAUCAAUAAUCGUAUUUUAUUUCACUUAUUUUUAUCAAAUGAUAUCUCUGACUGCUUGUUCAUUAUUUCACGUAGCAAUAGAUGGAUUAUUUUGUGGAUUUUUAUUACAAAUUUGUUGUCAAAUAGAUAUAUUGAAGUAUCGUUUGAAACAUUUAAAUGGUGACGGUUUCGAUGAUCUUCGUAAUUGCAUUCGACAUCAUUAUCAAAUUUAUCAAAUCGCAAAUAAAGUGAAUGAUACAUUUGCUCUAACAAUAUUCGCUCAAUUCUUCAUCAGUUCAAUAGUACUUUGUUUGAGUAUGUUUGAACUACUUAAAAAUGAUCUACUAAGUAUAGAAUUUUUUGCACUGGUAUUAUAUUUGUCAACGUUGUUGAUACAAAUCUAUAUUUUCUGUUGGUAUGGAAAUCAAGUUAAAUUGAAGAGUAGUCACGUUGCUAUUGCAUUUGCUGAAUCUGAUUGGACGUCAUUUAAUAAUCAUUCAAAGAAACUUAUUUUAAUAGUUAUGCAACGUGCUGCUAAACCAAUAGAAUUUGUUAGCGCGUAUUUUAUUACCGUUAAUUUGGAUACAUUUAUGAACUUACUAAAAAUUACUUAACUAAAAUUUACAUUCAACUAAAACAGAUACCAAUGAAGUUGAAUGAAUAAGUUAAAG